AUAGCUAUAUAGAGUACGUAGUUGAAAGCUCAUCAGUAAUGGAUCUGACGGCUUUUCGGUUAGCAUUCUCAGGCGGGUUAAUUGGCUUGGUGCAGCUUCUGCCACAGGGCUCUCUGCAUCCGAUAACCAUGAGGAUCGCACAGUACUCUUUUAUUUUAUCCGGGUUUCUGGAACUAAUUAAGCUCACUUUCCCCAAUUUUUAUAAGCCUCUUGUUAAACUUGUUUCGGAGGUCUACAGUUGGAUUUCACUGGCGAGUAUCACCUCGCUUUUGUUGCCAGCUAAGAUCAUGUGUCCCAUCUUCCUUUCUAUGCCUGCGUGGAAAAUACUUUGUUGGAUCUUCCUGAAAAUGGAGCAGCAUUUUGGUGAUACUGAGUUUUGGAGGUUUCUACUGAAUUUGAUGUUUGAUCUGAGGAGGAUGAUGAACAGGGUAUUUCAUAUGAGGGAAGUCUGGCCCAUACUUCCUCUCUGAUAUUGUAUGGUCUUUGAAUCCUCCACCACCUCAACUGUGGAAGGUUGGAAGCGGAGUCAGUGACUUGCGUCUCUCUUGCCUAAGGAGUAUAUUUUU
This is a messenger RNA of Lycium ferocissimum, 566 nucleotides long. RefSeq lists its product as uncharacterized. The coding region runs from base 39 to 470 and encodes 143 amino acids. NCBI's taxonomy places the organism in Eukaryota, Viridiplantae, Streptophyta, Magnoliopsida, Solanales, Solanaceae. The transcript is spliced from 2 exons. The record is from RefSeq and is a predicted model, not a curated record.